CCAAAAAGCAUCCACCAUCCAGCCCCCCUUUCCCCUAUUUUUGUCUUUAUCCCUCGAUUCCAUCCUUUAUUUCUCCCCUCUGCUUUCUUAUCCUUCCACAAGCCUCUAUCACUCGCAGUCCUGAAGGAACACUCAGCUCGGUGCUGUGAUUUUGUCUGCAUUCUGAGGCUGCUGUGAGUACCUUGAAUCAGGGAUUUCUUCCAUUCUUUAGCCUGCAUUCACACGGCCAUGCGAGGGCGGAGUCUACCCUUCAUCCUUUCCCUCCUCUUCCUCCUCCUGUCAUUCUCUGAGGCAAAAAAGAAGUCCAAGCAGCCAUCAGAAACAGUGACUGAAUCAGACAGUACAGUGGUAAACCCCUCGCUGGGGUCAGGUCAACUGAGCACUAAGGAUGGGCACCGCUGCACCUGGGAGGCGCGAGAGAGAGGAGCUAACAUCCAGCUCCAGGUGAACUGCACCACCCCAAGUGAGGAUGGGCUCAGACCUCACUACACGUGCCAGUUUGCUGGAAAACCUCAGGAAUGCUCUAUCUACAGCUCCCAGUCCUCCCAGUACUGGAAACAGGUGGUUAGCAAACUGAAGAAGCGAAAGAAUGCUUGCGAGGGGGAGAAAGUCCUGAAAACACGACUGUGUAAGAAAGCACCCAGCGCAUCUCACAUGAAACUCACGGAGAGAAGCGGAGAAGAGACCACCACGCACAUGAGCAAGGGAAUGCCAGAAGAGAGCAAACGGAAAACGGAGGCACCCACGAAGAAAGUAAAAGAAGUUCAGAAAGAUAAGGAAGAGGAGAAAGAGGAUGUGAAGAAAGAGGAGGAUGAGGGGUUCGGAGAAGUAAUGAAUGAUGGAUUCUCAGACAUGGAGCCCGCUGUGAGCUACUGCGGAGAGGGAUGGUCUUCUGUCUGCAACUUCUUUGCCAAGUUUUUUAAUGCUUAAAAAAGAGAGAAAUGUCAGCUAUCAAUGCUUUUUCGGACCCAGUGAAGGAUAAGCUUGUUGUUGCAUAUAAAAAAAGACGGCAUCAAGAUGUUGUCAGGGUGUCAAAAAUAUGACUUAGCGGAAGUUCACCAUCUAGUUUGCACCCUAAAAACAUCAUGGAUAAAAAAUCCUGUCGUGAAAAGGAAGACAAAUAGACAUAGAGAAAGUAGUUUUUGUAUGAUAUUUAACAAUCACAUUAAUUACAAUGUUAAACACAAUUAAUUACUUAAGUGUAUAUUGUAACUAAACCAACUUUUUGUAGAUAUGAAUAAUUGUAUUACAUGACCUUUGAAUUUUUACUCAUGAAGAAAACUGUUGUGUAUGAUUAUUGCAAAAUAACAUUAAACUCAAUAAAAGAUGAAUUUAAUUAAUUACAAAUGCAUAUAUUUUUAAUAGCAAAAUUGUAUAGAUGACAGAAAAUAAUUUCUUCAUUCAUCACUUAUAGAUCGCAGUGCUUAACACAGCUGAAUGACAAGAUUUAACAUCCUUCCGAUCUCACACAAAAUGAAUAAAUGAACCUUGCACUUUCAUGAA
This is a messenger RNA of Carassius gibelio (silver crucian carp), 1503 nucleotides long. Its product is annotated as fibroblast growth factor-binding protein 1-like. The record is from RefSeq and is a predicted model, not a curated record. Bases 229 to 930 code for a protein of 233 amino acids. Lineage: Eukaryota; Metazoa; Chordata; Actinopteri; Cypriniformes; Cyprinidae. Gene Ontology annotation, biological process: cell-cell signaling. Gene Ontology annotation, molecular function: growth factor binding. The transcript has 2 exons.